Messenger RNA from Funneliformis caledonium, 918 nucleotides. The record is from the annotation of a GenBank genome assembly. NCBI's taxonomy places the organism in Eukaryota, Fungi, Glomeromycota, Glomeromycetes, Glomerales, Glomeraceae.
AUGGCAACUAAAUUAACCGAAUUGACACCUUUGCAGCUUAAAGGUUCUGCGCAUAAACCGACACUAAUUGCAGCAAAACCUGUUAUUACAGUUCGUGAAGCAUUGAAAGAUAUGGCAAAACACAAUAUUACGUCUCUACCAAUUUACUCUCAUGAUUCUGAUAAUAUUGUUACCAUAGUAAAUUUGAUUGAUGUGUUAAAUUACAUCAUUAAAGAAGCCGUUGCCGAUGAAAAAUUACCAAAUUAUUUGGAUAGUGAAAAAAGUCAUAAUUUGAAUAAUCCGAUUGAAGUUGUUAUGCCUUUAGAUUCCGAACAAGAAAGUUAUAGGAUGUUUAAAUCUGACGCUAACGAACCUAUACUUAAGACCCUUGAGGCGUUUUCUAAGAACGUCCAUCGUUCAUUGGUUAUUGAUUAUUUAAACAAAGUUCCUCCAUAUAUCUUAACGCAAACUGAUAUUAUAAGAUAUGCACAUGCACAUCCUGAAGUUUUACCAGGAAUUGAUUUGAAUGCAUCUCUGGAGAGUUUUGGUUUGUCUGGAAGAGAUCGUGAAAUUGUUAUUGGGAGAGACAAUGAAACAGCUUUAAAUGUUUAUCGUAGGAUGGCUGAAAGAAAUCUUAUGGGAAUUCCGAUUAUAAACCACAAUACAAAACAAUUAGUUGGAAAUCUCUCUGUAUCAGAUUUACGUGGCCUGGACUAUAAGUCCAUUAACAAUCUCGUUUUACCAGUUCUUAAAUUCUUGGCUACCCUUCCAAACGCAGAUGCGAUCUUAAACCCAUUUACAGUCAAAAAAGAUAGUUCGCUUGGAGAAGCGCUAAAAUUAAUCACUGAGAGCCAUCUUCAUCGCUUAUGGAUCGUCGAUGAUGAAAAGAAAGUUAUUGAUGUUCUUUCACUUUCAGAUAUAAUUCGUGUAUUUACAAAG